Eriocheir sinensis (Chinese mitten crab) is the source of this 1269-nucleotide messenger RNA. RefSeq names its product mediator of RNA polymerase II transcription subunit 31-like (gene MED31). Gene Ontology annotation, molecular function: transcription coregulator activity. Lineage: Eukaryota; Metazoa; Arthropoda; Malacostraca; Decapoda; Varunidae. Gene Ontology annotation, cellular component: mediator complex; core mediator complex. Bases 614 to 1120 code for a protein of 168 amino acids. The record is from RefSeq and is a predicted model, not a curated record. The transcript is spliced from 6 exons. Gene Ontology annotation, biological process: regulation of transcription by RNA polymerase II.
ACCGUUGCCAGAUUGUCGUACUCAGCCUCUUGCAUUUGCCGAUUUCUGACCCCAAAACUUUCUCCUCCAUCCCAAUAACUGGCUUCAUAUACAGUAACCGUUAAAAUGGUUAAUUAUUAGUGCUUCCUGGCAGUGGUUAUGGGUCAGAAACCGGUAAAUACGAUGCUCUGAUUAAAGUGAAGGUGGCUCCAUGGCCGCCCGGGGUAAGUUGUUUACGUGAAGGAGCUGACAAGAGCCGCUGCCUGCCCUGCCUCGCCCUGCCUCACCCAGCCUGCGGUAGUGGCCCCCCCUCCGCCGUGUGCCCCUUGACGCUCUAGUGGUGUAGACUAACCCCUCUAACCCGUCCCGAUGCCUAGAAUGAGCAGGAAGUCGUCCUACUCUUACCAUGGAGCCAGCGAAGUACUGGUGGCUCCACACAGCAACAUGGCUCAGGGGGGCAGAACAGACCUCUUUCUAAAGUCCAGAUUCUGCACCCAAAUGGAAGUGCUUUCAAAUCCUCAGCUGGAUCCACCAAGGCAAUAAUUAACAGGUGUUGCACAGAAUCAGGUGGCGAGAGGUAUGUGGCAAAGACCAGACAGUAGCCUCUCGCACCGCUACAGACGAACUGAGGUGCAUGGAAUCACUCCACCUGGUAUCACUUAUUAAUCAUGUAUUGCUUCAAGUCUGUGAGAGUGAAGAUGGCCAGCGUUUGAGGUUCCAAGUGGAGCUGGAGUUUGUUCAGUGUCUGGCAAACCCCAACUAUCUCCUCUUCUUGGCCCAGCGAGGCUACUUCAAGGACCAGGCCUUCAUCAACUACCUGAAGUAUCUGCAGUACUGGAAGGAGCCUGAGUAUGCAAAAUUUUUAAAAUACCCCAUGUGCCUUUACUUCCUGGACCUGCUGCAGUAUGAGAACUUUAGGAAGGAAAUAGUCAAUGGGCAGUGCUGCAAAUUCAUUGAUGACCAAACGGUGCUGCACUGGCAACACUACUCCCGCAAGCGCAUGAAGCUCCUGGAGACAGGGGCCAACCAGCAGGGAUCCCAGACUCCAGUGUCACAGUCCACUGCGGCGACCGGCAACCCCACCCCCACCACCCUCCCCUCAAGCCUCAUAAAUGGUCAUGGCCAGAUACAAAAGGUGUGAGGCCAGGCCAGGGAGUCCCAUGUAGAAGAUAUUUUAUUUUCGUGCCUCCCCCAAAAAUUGAAAAAUCAAGAAGGCAGCGGAGAUUAAUUCUUUAAGGUGGCCACCAACACCAACACGAUGGGGGACCGAGUCAUUCUAAGCUACCAUGA